Archocentrus centrarchus (flier cichlid) is the source of this 4783-nucleotide messenger RNA. It is a transcript of the gene adgra1b, whose product is annotated as adhesion G protein-coupled receptor A1b. The record is from RefSeq and is a predicted model, not a curated record. Gene Ontology annotation, cellular component: plasma membrane; postsynaptic density; glutamatergic synapse. Gene Ontology annotation, molecular function: protein binding; G protein-coupled receptor activity. Lineage: Eukaryota; Metazoa; Chordata; Actinopteri; Cichliformes; Cichlidae. The transcript is spliced from 19 exons. Gene Ontology annotation, biological process: G protein-coupled receptor signaling pathway; cell surface receptor signaling pathway. The coding region runs from base 185 to 4327 and encodes 1380 amino acids.
GCUCGCAGCGGCGCAGCAGGUGACGAGCGCGGUUUGAGAUCUGGACUUCGGCUCGGCCACGGAGUGAACUUUACUGUAACGGAAGGCAAUGUGAAAUGGUCCCUAUUUGUCACAGAAGCUGGGACGACAUAACUUGAAAAAAACGUUUUUACUUUUUCUUUGUUUGAAGCGAUCUGAGUCCACAAUGAGGGAGCUGAGUUUACUGUGCGUAAUAGUCCUGCUGUGGAAGUCGAGCCUGAGCAAUAGAAACUGCCCGGAUCUGAUCGUUGACAGCUGUCACUGCUCCGCUGAGAGGUCCAAGGAGCUGAGCAGGCAGCAGGUCCGAAUCAAAGUUGUGUGCGACGAUGUGGACCUGAUGGACACCCUGCAGCCCAGCUUCUUACCCAACAGAACCGUGUCGCUAAACCUGAGUAACAACAAGAUCUCUCUGCUGAGGAACGGCUCCUUCUAUGGCUUGGCUGCUCUGGAAAAGCUGGACCUGAAGAAUAAUUUGAUAAGUACAGUGGAGCCUGGGGCCUUCCGUGGUCUGCUAGCUCUGAGGAGACUGGACCUGUCCAACAACAGGAUUGGCUGCCUCUCCUCUGAAAUGUUUCUUGAUCUGGCUAACCUCUCAAAAUUGAAUUUAUCCGGGAACAUCUUCUCCACUCUGACCACGGGACUCUUCACACCCCUAGUUUCUCUCAGAGUGCUACACUUCAGCACUGAGACUUUGUUCUGUGACUGUCAGCUGGUGUGGCUGCUCGCCUGGGCUAAACGCAACUCCGUAAAGAUUGGCAAUGACACAGUCUGCGUUUUCCCGACCCACCUUCACGGCCUGGAGUUUCGCAACCUACAUAAACAGCAGCUCAAAUGUGAUGGACCUUUGGAAAUGCCCCUCUUUCAGCUCAUUCCCUCCCGGAGGCAGCUUGUUUUUCGUGGUGACCGCCUCCCCCUGCAGUGCACCGCUUCCUACUUAGACCCAUCAGUGGAGCUGCUGUGGCGUCAUAAUGGCCACAUCGUGACCACGCAGGAGGAUGGGGGCAUCUACGUGGAAGAAACCCUCCUUCACGACUGCUGCCUGCUCACAAGCGAGGUCAUCCUCUCCAGCAUCGAUGUGCCCGUUGCUGGAAUCUGGGAGUGCCUGGUGACCAGUUCCCGUGGCAACACUUCUCAGCAAAUGGAAAUAGUAGUUCUGGAAACGUCAGCAUCGUACUGCCCCGCUGACAGAGUCACCAACAACAAGGGGGACUUCAGGUGGCCAAAGACACUGGCUGGCAUCCUGGCCUUCCUACCCUGUGCUCCUGCCACCUUUGGCUCUGCCCCUCACCCCUCUGGCAGUGCUCCUCACCCCUCGAGCCGGAGGGAGAAGAAGGCGUGGCGACGUUGUGACCGUGCUGGGCGGUGGGCUGAAGAGGACUACACUCAGUGCCCUUAUGCCAGUGAACUGACCCGUGUGCUGCAUGAGCUCACCCAGAUACCUAUUAAUUCCACAAACGCUCAGCCUUUUGGACAGCAGCUGGUGGCUUUCACCAGCAGGGCAGCACACUUCACCGAUGUCAUGGAUGUCAUCUUUGUCACCCACCUGGUGGAGAGACUAACAAGGCUGGUGGAGAAACAUAAAGAUCUCGGGGACUAUAUAUCAGACAUCGCCAGCAACAUGAUGUUGGUGGAAGAGCACAUCUUGUGGAUGGCACAGAAUGAGGCCAGGGCGUGCACUCGAAUCGUCCAGUGUGUGGAGCGUAUUGCUGACCUUGCACUGACUGGAGACAAUCGGGCCAUUUCUAAGGUAUCUGCUAACAUAGCUCUGGAGGCCUUUCUGAUCCGUCCGUCAAACUUCCACGGCUUGUGCUGCACAGCCCUUCGACAGCCCCCCUCAACCGCCACCUCACCCCUCCCUGACAGCCACUCCCACUCUGAUAAGGACAUGAGCAGAGAGCGUGAUGCCAUGGGGGAAUCGUUACUCAGCUUCAAAUGCCACACUGUCAACAACAGUGGCUCACCGGUCAGUCAGCUAAGCAAGAACUCAGUGGCAGUCGCCUCAAUCCAUUUACCGCUGGCUGGUACGCCUAUCUCCUCCUCAGCGUUGCAAUCUGUUGAUAACUCCACUUGCAAGCUGCAGUUUAUUGUGUUUCGCAAUGGGAAACUCUUCCCUUGCACCGGCAAUUCGUCAAAUCUCGCAGAUGAUGGGAAGCGUAGGAGCGUUUCAACACCAGUUGCUUUCACCAAAUUAGAUGGGUGCAGCCUCGGGAGCGCCGUGCACUCCGUUACUAUUGCUCUCAGGCACUUCGCACUGGGUGUAGACCCCACCGCAGCCUAUUGGGAUUUUGACCUGCUGGAUGGACACGGUGGCUGGAGGGCAGAGGGCUGCCACAUAACAGGCUCCGGGGGCAACACGACCACUAUUCAUUGCACCCAUCAUAAUAACUUUGCUGUGCUAAUGGAUCUGAAGAAGGUGCUGUCUUUCCCCCCAUACCCUGGGGAGUUUUUGCACCCGGUCGUGUAUGCCUGCACGGCGGUCAUGUUGCUCUGCCUCUUCGCCUCCAUCAUCACGUACAUAGUGCACCACAGCGCAAUCCGCAUCAGUCGGAAAGGAUGGCAUAUGCUCCUCAACUUCUGUUUCCACACAGCGCUGACCUUCGCUGUGUUUGCUGGUGGCAUCAAUCGAAUCAAAUACCCCAUCAUCUGUCAAGCAGUCGGGGUCGUGCUGCACUACUCGUCUUUGUCGACCAUGCUGUGGCUCGGGGUGACAGCGAGGAACAUUUAUAAACAGGUGACCAAGAAGCCUCCGCAGAGUCAAGACAGCAACCCGCCUCCGCGCCCUAAACAGCCCCUGUUGAGAUUUUAUCUAGUCAGUGGUGGAGUGCCCCUCAUCAUCUGCGGGGUCACGGCAGCUGUCAAUAUAGACAACUAUGGCAGCGGGGAGCAAGCGCCGUACUGUUGGAUGGCAUGGGAGCCCAGUCUGGGAGCAUUCUUUGGCCCUGUGGCUUUCAUUGUCCUGGUCACGUGCAUCUACUUCCUCUGCACGUUCAUCCAGCUGCGACGACACCCUGAAAAGAAGUACGAGCUCAAGCGACUGACAGAGGAGCAGCAGAGGCUGGCCGCUGUCGAUGUGCCGACACACUGCCAUCAGGGAGCUGAGCCCGGAGCCCUGGCUGCACCACCCACUGGGAGCCACUGCCCUGCUGGCUGCCCUGGCAUUCCCAUCAACCCCGCGCUGCUGGCCAAUGAGCACUCUUUUAAGGCUCAGUUGCGAACAGCAGCCUUUACCCUUUUCCUCUUCCUGGCAACCUGGACUUUUGGGGCGCUAGCUGUGUCACAGGGCCACUUCCUGGACAUGAUCUUCAGCUGCCUUUAUGGUGCCUUCUCCGUCACCCUCGGCCUCUUCAUCCUCAUCCAUCACUGUGCCAAGCGUGAUGAUGUCUGGCAUUGCUGGUGUUCCUGCUGUCCUGGACGAAGCAACGACGCCUCCUCUGGUGCCCCUGGGCCUGCUCAAACACGGCCAAAAGUCAACGUGAAUGGAGAUACCCCUGGGCAUGGCCACGGCCACAGCCACUGCCACCAUGAUUCACCUUGUCGGGCAAAAGCUCUAAGCUGUGGCCAUGCCAGUUUAGGUCACUGUAAACAUGCUGCCCUUCCUUCCUCACAAAAUCAUGUGACGUGUCUAGCGCCAGUGACGCCAUGCUGUGCUGCGCUGCAUAGCCAGCAACUGAUGGAAGAAGAGCCUGCGGCUACGCAUGUGCUGCUACAUGCUGACCCAGAGGGUUACCGCCCAGGGAUCCAGUUGCACCCCUGCCUAAAGAGCAGCACCAGGACUAAAGGCCGUCAUCUCAGCCGCAGGGAUGGGGCCGGUGCUUGUGGAGUGGGGAGUGAGAGGGAGUACGCCUAUCACAUCCCCUCUAGUGUGGAUGGAGGCAGCGUGCACAGCUUACACACUGACAGCCCCCACAGCACACAUGAGCGCCACGCCCACAUCUGUCCACAUCUGGCCCACGAAGGCCACCAUGAUGUGCAUCACACAUGCCACGCUGCUGCAGAGUCCCUGGCAUGCCAUAAUCCCUGCCACAGGCAUAUCUGCUGUGCCAAGGCAGACCUUUUCCCUUCUCUGUGCCCGGCAGAAGCAGGAGACACGGGCGUCUUCUUGUGUGGCUGUGGCAAAGUGGCUGAGGAGGACCCUGUGGCAACACAUCACCAUUUGGAGAUGCACGCCCCGCGCAGACAAUCCUACCCUCAGAACCCACCCAAUCAGAAUGGGAUUCUAAAGGGGAACUUGCAUGAAGGUCUCCUGUACACGUCAGACAGCACAGGAAAUAUACGCACUGGACCUUGGAAGAAUGAAACUACUGUGUAGUGUGGGAAGACUAAGAAAGAGCGGAUGCAGGCAGCACUCCUGCUUCCCUUUCUAGAAUUAAAAAAAUGAAUUGUAUAACAUUUUAAACAUCACAAUCAGCGUGGGAUAUUUUUAUUUUAAUGUCCUCUCGAUUUUAUGUGUGCUGUUUUACUGUACAGAAUUUCAUUUAAAUGCUCUCCACGGAGCAUCCAUUGACAGAACAGAAUUUCAGAAUUUGUGAAAAUGUGUCGCAUCAUACCUUCAAAUGUAAUUGAAGGUAUUUCCACUGUUCCAUAUUACUCCAGAUCUAUCUCUCUAUAUAUACAAGAAAAUGAAUGGUUGUACGUAUGAAUUUGUGUGUUAAUGCUCAAAGACAACACGCUGCAAGAUAUUUUUUACACUUUGAAACAAAAUACAUCAAAUAGUCUAUGAUGACAGUGAACCUCCAGUACUUAAAAGAACUCUUGGCAUCCAUGU